UCUCACCAUCAUUUGAACGUCUGCGGCCGCGGUGAUGACGAUUGUGUGUCUCGUUUAACAAAUCCUUCUCGUCUGCUCAGCGCCAUCUCUGCUCUUGCAGCAGCUCCCAUCUCCCCUUACGAGGCUGCCACACACCCCUAUCGCAACGUUGACUUGUCGUCCGCGCCCUCCUCGCCCUCGCACGCUGGAUCUGCCUUCGCGUUUGUAGCUGGUGUCGUCGCCGAUGCACCGGGCGUAGGCAGCGUUGGUAUCUUCGCACAGUCACCGUCUCUUCAGCCUACCACACCACUCGUCUCAGCAUUUGAGCUCCACCAGCCCACUUGCGUGAAGAAUUGCCGAAGUAUAUUCCACGCAGUUGACCAAGCUUCGGUCUUGACGCACGAUCUCGUACGCGCUGGUCGCAGUGAUGAAAGGCUUCCGCCAACGAGUGCACGAGCAGCUCUCCAGAGCCAAGGAUUCGACUAAGUCGUCUUCCAAGAAGACAAAAGACGCCAACUCUACAGCGUCGUCCGGCUCUGCAUCGCCAUCGCAAGGCCACGCCCAGUCACCAGCUACUUCCAACCACGGCACGCCAACUUCGUCUACCACCCAGCUUGUAGACCCCCGUAACAAGCCUCUUCCAAGUAAUGACAAUAUAGGCGCUAGCUCGCUUCAUGGCUCAUUGCAACCAGGUCAACCCGGCUUGAACAGCUCAGUGACCUCUGGUACUCAAUUUUCUUCAUUGCCAUCCGCGCAGUCGACUUUGGGAAGCUCCGGCGUUCCAAACGUCGUCGGCGCGAUGAACCACAGUAAUGCAGGCACUCCCUCUCGUGCACCACAUCACCUUCCACCAAGCGUCGUCGUUAGUCCCAGCGGCCCUCACGUCCCGGCGCCUGGAGCUACCGAAACCAUGCCAACCGAUCUGGCCCCACCCAAACCUGGAGAGAAGCGUCUGUUGUUCGACAGAUUACAAGCAACACCAAAGGAUGUUCCCGAAGGCAUCAGAACGCCGAAGCGUCAGCACUCGUCGCGAUUCGACAUCUCAGAUCAGCGUCAGAGAGAGCUAGAGAAGCUCCCAGGCUUCCACGAGGUGCCUCCAAACCGUCGACAAGAGCUCUUCAUGCAGAAGAUCGAUCAAUGCAACAUAAUCUUCGACUUCAACGAUGCCAGCGGUGACAUGAAGUCUAAAGAGAUCAAGCGUCUUGCCUUGCACGAGCUGUUGGACUAUGUUGCAAACAACAGGCAGGUCAUCACCGAGCCUAUGUACCCCAAGGUUGUCGAAAUGUUUUCCAAGAACCUCUUUAGACCCAUUCCGCCACCAAUGAAUCCGCAGGGAGAGGCCUUCGACCCCGAAGAAGACGAGCCAGUUCUCGAAGUUGCGUGGCCCCACAUUCAAGUUGUCUACGAAUUCUUCCUGCGCUUCAUUGAAAGUCAAGAUUUCAACACAAAUAUCGCCAAGCAAUACAUAGAUCAUCAAUUUGUUCUAUCAUUGCUCGAGUUAUUCGAUUCCGAGGAUCCUCGCGAGAGAGACUUCCUCAAAACAACAUUGCACAGAAUAUAUGGCAAGUUUUUGAACUUGCGAUCCUUUAUUAGGCGAUCUAUCAACAACGUGUUCUUCCAAUUUGUGUACGAAACCGAACGAUUCAACGGCGUCGCAGAACUUCUUGAGAUUCUCGGCUCCAUCAUCAACGGAUUUGCACUUCCUCUCAAAGAAGAGCACAAGCUAUUUUUGACGAGAGUUCUAAUACCGCUUCAUAAGGUCAAAAGCCUGAGCAUGUAUCACCCACAGCUAGCAUACUGCAUCGUUCAAUUUCUAGAGAAGGAUGCAGCGCUGACGGAAGACGUCGUCCUCGGACUUUUGCGAUAUUGGCCAAAAGUCAACAGCACGAAGGAAGUCAUGUUCCUUAACGAAGUUGAGGACAUAUUUGAGGUUAUGGAUCCGGCCGAAUUUGCGAAAGUCCAAGAACCCCUCUUCAACCAGCUUGCAAAGUCCGUUGCGAGCCCCCAUUUCCAGGUCGCGGAGAGAGCUCUAUACUUUUGGAACAACGAAUAUUUCUGCAACCUAGUCAGCGAUAAUGUCGAGGUCAUUCUUCCCAUAAUGUUUGCGCCGCUGUAUGAGAACUCAAAGGGACAUUGGAACAGGACGAUUCACGGUAUGGUCUACAAUGCCAUGAAGCUCUUCAUGGAAGUGAACCCCCAAUUGUUUGAUGAUUGCUCGCACGAGUAUGCCGAACAACAAAAACAGGCCAAAGAGAAGCAGCUCGCCAGAGCUGCACGAUGGAGCAAGCUCGAGGAACUGGCAAAGGGCGUCAACGGUCGGAUACCGCCUCCCUUGGCAACCACAACUGGCCAAGGAACCAAAGUCCUGUCGCCCAGGGCAGAAGAUGGAGACCCACUGAGCCAGGAAAGACGGAAUCUGGAAGCGAUGAGGCUGCAGGAUGACGUUGCGAAAGAUAGGCGUUCACAAGAAACGCCUCCCUCCUCGGUGAGUUGAACGUUCCGAUCGCUUCGAGGAACAUCUUGCGGGAUUCUACCUGUCGUAUCUCGCUCUGUACAUCUUCGACCGACCUACGAUCUCAUUUUUCCUCUCUUCUUUAUCAUUGGUGUGCAUUUGUGGCGCCUGGAGUUGGCUCUAACCACGGAGUUUUGGAUCUAGAGGCGUACUCAAUCUGAUGAAUCGCGUUCGCAGCGGCCGCACACUAGGCCACGCAGCAACAGCCGACCCAAUUCAUCUGGUGGACCCAAAAGAACAAACUCCAACCCAACCGUGCGGUCAUAACGUCCAGCCACUCGAGAUGUAACAGGCGGCGGAAUCAGCACGCUUCUACGGCUCUAGGCGUAACUGAUCGCCCACCUGGAGCCUCUGUACGGCCUAGUGGUAUGGUAGAGACAGAUACCAGACAGGUGCUUGCUCGGGCCAAGUAUGGGGUCCAACGGGGGCGAUUGAGGGGAUGGUCGAGCAACGUUCAUGCAGCGACACUGCUUAUGGCAGGACUAAAAGUGUUGGGGCUGUAUUUUUUUUGUUUCCAUUUUCUUCUGCUUUGAGAUGACGAUGAGACGGAUUUUGACGGCUUCGGGUUAUGGAUGUGCACGUGUAGAUGUGUUGCACUUGUGCGUAUCACGGGAGCGCAGCGAGCGAGUUUCCAAUGUACGCGGCAUGGUGGAAAGAAAAGCCUCUCCAGGUACUUGUUCAAUCGGUUCUUCCUUUACCAUAGACUUGGUCCGGCAUUGGGUGCGCGGACUUCUCGAAAUUCAUGAGCUUUUGAACCCCAAACUGCUUCCUGCUGCGGCGCAGAGGCCGUCGCCGAGGCCGUCGCCGAGGCAGGAGGGCCCGCCAGUCGGUCACAAGACGGGCGACGGAUCCGGGAUGCGGUCGUGCU
This is a messenger RNA of Verruconis gallopava, 3359 nucleotides long. RefSeq lists its product as uncharacterized. Gene Ontology annotation, molecular function: protein phosphatase regulator activity. Gene Ontology annotation, biological process: signal transduction. Gene Ontology annotation, cellular component: protein phosphatase type 2A complex. The record is from RefSeq and is a predicted model, not a curated record. The coding region runs from base 407 to 2473 and encodes 688 amino acids. The transcript is spliced from 6 exons. NCBI's taxonomy places the organism in Eukaryota, Fungi, Ascomycota, Dothideomycetes, Venturiales, Sympoventuriaceae.